GUUUUUCCUCUUCCCGACGUUCCCGUCGAAGUUAGUCUUAGGGCAAGGGUUAAAUCGCCGAGAGACUCCUCGUCGCCGUGUCGCCUCCUUCUCCGCUUCUUUCGCUACUUCUCCGACCAUUCCUCUGCUAUGUCUCAGGUAGACAACCGAAAUUCUUCAGCAGCCAAGCGUGCUAGAACUGACGGUGGGCGCAGAGAAGAUGAUUGGACCUGUCCCAGUUGUGGUAAUGUCAAUUUUUCAUUCAGGACAACUUGCAACAUGCGUAAUUGCACUCAGCCUAGACCUGCAGAUCACAAUGGAAAGUCUGCUCCCAAACCUAUGCAACCUCCACAAAGUUUCUCAUCACCAGGGCCAUAUUUAGGAUCUGGGGGCCACCCUUCAGUAUAUAUGGGCGGAUCUCCAUAUGGAUCCUCUAUCUUUAAUGGGUCGUCUAUGCCUCCUUAUGACGUCCCAUUUUCUGGGGGCUCGCCUUAUCAUUUUAACUAUAAUAGCCGAAUUCCUGCUGGAGCUCAUUACAGACCACUACACAUGUCUGGACCACCACCAUACCAUGGUAGAUCUAUGAUGGGAAGUGGUGGUAUGUAUGGAAUGCCUCCACCAAUGGACAGGUAUGGCCUUGGUAUGCCCAUGGGUCCUGCUGCUGCCGCCGCUAUGAUGCCAAGACCCGGGUUCUUUCCAGAUGAAAAGCCUCAAAAGAGAGAUUCAACUCGUGAUAAUGAUUGGACAUGUCCGAAUUGUGGUAAUGUAAACUUCUCGUUCAGAAUUGUAUGUAACAUGAGAAAGUGCAACACUCCAAAGCCUGGGUCACAGCAGGGUGGUGGAAGCUCGGAUAAAAACUCCAAACAAAAGGCACCAGAAGGGAGCUGGAAGUGUGACAAUUGUGGAAACAUAAACUAUCCAUUCAGGAGCAAAUGCAACAGGCAAAACUGUGGAGCUGAUAAACCAGGUGACCAGUCGAACGAAUCUCCUUCCAAUGCACAAGAAGAGAACGACCAGUGAGUCGUAGACAUGUUUGUGGGGGUUGAGAAGGGGUGUGUCUGAUCCAGCGGGUGUGGUAAUGUCAGUCAAAUGUCUCGUCAGGUCCGUCCAUGUUGCAGCGGUCGUCAAGUUGCUUCUAUGCAUUUGUCUCUUUACUUACAUCUCUUGGGUUAGUUGUGUUGUAUUAAUGCAUAAUUUUUUUUUUUUUAAAUCUACUUUGUGGUCGUUAUGGAUCUUGCUAUAGAGUCCUCCUUCAGGUCUAUUCUGUUUACAUCGUGAUCUUAAUUGGUACUUUUGGUCA
Eutrema salsugineum is the source of this 1279-nucleotide messenger RNA. RefSeq names its product ranBP2-type zinc finger protein At1g67325. Lineage: Eukaryota; Viridiplantae; Streptophyta; Magnoliopsida; Brassicales; Brassicaceae. The record is from RefSeq and is a predicted model, not a curated record. The transcript is spliced from 10 exons. Bases 130 to 999 code for a protein of 289 amino acids.